Messenger RNA from Sarcophilus harrisii (Tasmanian devil), 2589 nucleotides. RefSeq names its product vomeronasal type-2 receptor 26-like. Gene Ontology annotation, cellular component: membrane. Gene Ontology annotation, molecular function: G protein-coupled receptor activity. The coding region runs from base 1 to 2589 and encodes 862 amino acids. NCBI's taxonomy places the organism in Eukaryota, Metazoa, Chordata, Mammalia, Dasyuromorphia, Dasyuridae. The record is from RefSeq and is a predicted model, not a curated record. The transcript has 6 exons. Gene Ontology annotation, biological process: G protein-coupled receptor signaling pathway.
AUGUUCCUUCUGAUUAAUCUCCUCUUGCUUUUGAGCAUCCCUUCUUCUUUAGUCAGGAAAGAAAAUUCCCCCUGCUUUGAGCAAAUCAACCCACGUGUCCACAAAGAUGGAGACCUUGUCAUUGGUGGGUUUUUCCCAUUGUACUUAAUGGCAGUGAAGAGUUUCACAGGAGCAGAGCAGCCACACAAGGCCUGUAAUCCCCACCAGUGGCUGCACAAAAAUUACCAGCAGGUUUUGGCCCUGAUGUAUGCCGUGGAGGAAAUCAACAGAGACCCCCGGCUGCUCCCUAAUACUACCCUGGGGUUUCACAUCUACAACACCUACCAUAGCGACUCCAGGACCAUGGAGAGCUCCCUGCGGUGGCUGUCGGGUCAGGGCCAGACCACUCCAAAUUUUAGCUGUGAAAAGCAGGACAAGGCGAUAGCUGUUAUUGGAGGAGCCACGUCUGCUCUCUCUGUCCAGAUGGGGACACUACUGGAGUUCUACAGAUUCCCACAGAUAAGCUACGGUCCAUUUGAUUCUGCCCUGAGUGACAAGGCCCAGUUUCCUUCUCGCUACCAGUUGGCCCAUCAGGACUCCUCCCUGCACCUGGGCAUUGUCCAACUUCUUUUACAUUUUGGCUGGACCUGGGUGGGCCUGAUUGUUACUGAUGACUUGAGAGGUGAGAAGUUCCUCUGGGACAUGGGAGAAGAGAUGAGAAGACACAAAGCCUGUGUGGCCUUCACAGAGAAGAUCCCUGUCAGUGAGAGACGCCAUGCUGAAUCCCAGGUGGAUUUCAUGCCCAGAAUUAUGGCAUCAUCAGCCAAGGUGAUCGUCAUCCAUGGUGAUGCAGACUCACUGAUGAUCCUGAGAUAUUCACAGCCACCUAUAUUUGUAAUCUGGAAGAUUUGGAUUAUCACUCCACACUGGGAUGUCACCAUGAGACCUUACAAUCUUGAUGAAGAUGCUUUUCAUGGAGCUCUCAUAUUUUCACAUCAGACAAGUGAAAUUCCUGGUUUCAAAGCAUUUCUCAGGACAGUCACCCCAGCCAAAUACCCAGGAGACAUUUUCCUUAAGAGCUUUUGGGUCUCGGCAUUUGAAUGUCCAGAUGAGCCCCAAAAACUAGAACUAGAAGACUGUUCAGUAAAUGCUUCCUUAGAAUUGCUUCCUUUGCACCAUUUUGACAUGACCAUGUCCAGCCAAAGUUACUUCCUCUACAAUGCUGUGUACACCGUGGUCUGGGCUCUUCAUGAAAUACUCCAGAAAAGAUCAGAAAUGGGAUCUGUGAGAGAUGAAGGCUUCCUGGUGCUUCAACCAUGGCAGCUUCACUCUUCUCUGAGGACUAUCUACUUUAACAAUACUUCUGGGGACCAGGUGGUUCUGGAUGAGAAAAAGAGCUCUAUGGCUAAAUAUGAUAUCAUGAACUUUGGGAUGUUGCCCAAUUAUGAUGAAGUUCUGGUGAAAGUGGGACAGUUCAUUCCCCAGUAUCUACUUGGUCAAGAUUUCACCAUUUGUGAAAAAGAGAUAUAUCAAAACUGGCUUGAUUUGAAGACUCUCCAGGCUGUUUGCUCUAAGAACUGUGAAUCUGGAUUUAGAAAAAUUGCCCAGGAGGGAGAGCCCGUCUGCUACUUUGACUGUAUCCAGUGCCCAGAAGGGGAGAUUUCCAACCAGGGGGAUAUGGACAAUUGUGUGAAGUGCCCAGAAGAUCAAUAUCCCAACAAAGAGAAAGACCAGUGUCUCUCAAAGGUAGUGACCUUCCUCAGUGUCCAAGAACCUCUGGGAUGGACUCUGACCUGCUUGACUCUCUCCUUCUCUCUCCUCACAGUUUUGAUUCUCAUUAUCUUUGUGAAGCAUCAAGACACUCCCAUUGUCAAGGCCAACAACCGGGUCCUCAGCUACAUCCUUCUCAUCUCUCUCGUCUUUUGCUUCCUCUGUCCUCUGCUUUUCAUUGGCCGUCCUACCACAGCAACCUGCCUUCUUCAGCAAACUACAUUUGGAAUCGUGUUCACAGUGGCAGUUUCCACCAUUUUGGCUAAAACCAUCGUGGUGGUUCUGGCCUUCAAGGCCAAAAUACCUGGCAGUAGGAUGAGGAAGUGGGUGCAGCCUAAGGUGUCUAAUACUUUAGUCCUCCUCUGCUCUGGGAUCCCAGUGAUUCUCUGUGGUAUCUGGCUGGGGACCUCUCCCCCCUUCUUAGGAACAGACACUCACUCUGAACCUGGCCACAUCAUCAUUGAGUGCAAGGAGGGGUCUGUCAUUGCUUUCUACUGUGUCCUGGGCUACAUGAGCAUCCUGGCCCUGGGCAGUUUCACGGUGGCUUUCCUGGACAGGAACCUCCCUGACACCUUCAAUGAAGCCAGAUUCAUCACCUUUAGCAUGCUGGUUUUCUGCAGCGUGUGGAUCUCUUUCCUCCCCACGUACCAGAGUUCCAAGGGGAAGGCCAUGGUGGCUGUGGAGGUUUUUGCCAUUUUGGCUUCGAGUGCUGGUUUGCUGGGCUGCAUUUUUUCUCCUAAGUGUUAUGUGAUCCUGCUAUGGCCAGAACGGAACACUCCGAAAUGUUUCCAGAACAAAGCAGACUCAAGAACCCAGAACUUGCUCCCAAAACAUGUCUAG